CACAACAUGGGAAAAUGCUUCAAACCAAAAACUACAAAAAGAACAUUCUUAAAGAUAUUUUUUGUCAGUUAAACAGUUUCUAUUCAUCUGUUUAAACAUUACAUGCAAAAUCUGAUCUGGAUUCCCUUGUUGCACUUUUGAGUGAAGGUGCUGAGCAACGUCUGCGCCGUGUGGUUGUUCCAGUAAAUCCUGUGAGAGGAGACUUUCCUGCCGACACUGCAUCCGCACUCUCCGUGUGAUUACUCAAAAGAACGCCAUGCCGCUGCUGAGAGCACUUUGCAGAGGAGAGAUAUGAAGUUUGAAUGAAAAGCCACAGUGGAAGAUGAGAUCAGUGAGAAAGUGGGCACCUGUCUGUGUGUUGUUGGCGCUGGUGCUCAUGUUGUAUCAUGACCCAUAUCUGAUUCUCUGGUGGCCUCAGCAACCUGCCGAGAACACCAAGACUCUACCUCUGGAUAUGGCGACAGAUUCCGUUGACGACAUGUACGGCGGCUGCCGAUCUGAAGCGACUUACCUGGUCAACCUGUACUUCUCGUUUGAGUGGGGCGCCAACAGAAACUUCAGUUCGGCCAGGUCCUCAGCUGAAAGACAUGCAAAGGAACCUGCACACGAGGGCCUGAAAAAAGGCCACGCUGUCGCUCUGUACAUGUUCACGGAAGGGAAACGCAUACAGCAGGAUUUCAACACAGCAGUGAGAACAGGGAAACACAAGUACAGCACUCAUGAAUUCAAGUACCACCACUUCUACUUUUACCUGACUGAUGCCAUCCAAGUGCUGCAUCACAGUCAGAUAUUGUGCAGAAGCGCUUAUCAUAGGACGUGGAGGCAGUUCAACCAGGAUGUCAUCAACACCAACAUGCGGUUUGGUGCUUUCACUUUGGCAGCUUCAGCUGAGCAGUCAUUUGAAGCUAAUGGCAGCGUGUCUUGUUUUGAGAUCUUUACAUGCUUCAGCGCUGAUGUGACAUAUUACUCUGCUACGAGGAUGAAAGGACAGAUACUGAUUCCUCCCUACGAGGUUUUCAAGAUCACCGACGUCCUGACGGAUGACCCGAGGUGCACCGUGGUCUACAAGCUCCACAGCACCAAAACGCCAAGGAGAGAUCUCAACUGCAAACUGAAUAAAAGACUAACAGAGACGUUUUUGGAUUCAACAAACUGAUACUGAAGCAGAGCUGCAACGAUGUUAGCAUGUGUGAUACUGAUGGUUAUUAUUUCUUCAAGUGUUUUGUUGAAUUCUAUUUUUAAAGCUCAUUUAAAAAAACACACUUGAUCAAAGUGCUGCACAAUAAAUAAAAACAAAGAGAAGUAAAAGUAUAAAAUACAAUCAAAUAAAGUAUAAUAGGAUUUAGGUUUUAGGCUAAAACAAAUAUUUUUAGCAUUUCAAACAUUUAUUUCACAGUGCUCAAGAACGCUGCUCGAAUAAAUGAACUUCAUUGUAUGAAACAAGGCUGACUGUGGGACAUUGUAAUUAAUUGAUGUAUUAAAACAGUUCAAACAUAAGUAUAUGCUGUGGUAUAUUGUUUAUUAUUUAAAACAAAGAACUAAAAGAGCAGUUUCAAUACACAAUUUUUUUUUUUCUGUAUAUGUGACAUUUAAAAACAUUUUCAUAUCAGUGAUGCAGAAAGGCCAAAGAUCCAUUUGUAGAGAAAUGAUCCUGCACUCUCUCAUUCAACUGUGCCACUCUGGCCACACUGUAAAUCUGUAUCUGUUUACAUUGUGUGUGUGUAUAUAUAUAUAUACAUACAUGUAUGUAUUUUUAGUACAUUUUCUUGUAUAUAUAUUGUAUUUUUUCUUAUAGUAAUGUUUUGAAUGUCCUCUUUGCUGUUGCAAUAUAGCAAAUUUCCCUGUAGUGGGACUAAUAAAUGAUUGUCUCAA
Molecule: messenger RNA, 1872 nt
Organism: Hippoglossus stenolepis (Pacific halibut)
Lineage: Eukaryota; Metazoa; Chordata; Actinopteri; Pleuronectiformes; Pleuronectidae
Product: ecto-ADP-ribosyltransferase 4
Exons: 3
Coding region: 323-1156 (277 amino acids)
Molecular function (GO): NAD+ poly-ADP-ribosyltransferase activity; NAD+-protein-arginine ADP-ribosyltransferase activity
Source: RefSeq, a predicted model, not a curated record